Molecule: messenger RNA, 3446 nt
Organism: Rhodofomes roseus
Lineage: Eukaryota; Fungi; Basidiomycota; Agaricomycetes; Polyporales; Fomitopsidaceae
Exons: 8
Coding region: 1-3042 (1013 amino acids)
Molecular function (GO): DNA binding
Source: RefSeq, a predicted model, not a curated record
AUGUCCAGGCCGGGAAUGCGUACGCUUCGGGCCACGCUGCAAGCACCUGCGGACGAAGACAUCAAACCUUCCUUACUCAAGUACCCACAUCUCACCAAGGAACAACGAACGGAACUAGAAGGAAUAUGGAAAGAGGACAGCAGAAUACCCACUGUGGAGUCUCGCAGGGUGUGGGCGGAGGCACGGAACAUCGAACCUCGCCUGGUACACAACUGGUUCUCUAAGAAACGAGCACGGACCGUACGACUGGGUGUCCCGGUCCCGGCAGGUACCUACGAGCUUCAAAAUAGAGUCGAAGUGGAACUACCUGCGACUCUGCCCUCGAACGCUGCGUAUACAGUCAAACGGGAGCGGUCGCCUUCGCCUUCUCUCUCGCAGCCGGUGAAGAAGCGGCAAAAAACCGCUGGUGCCUCGACACCUCGGACGAUACUGCCUGGAAAGAAAUCUGGGUCGCGAACGAGGAACUCAGUCAAAAUAGAAGACGGUGUUUUUAGAGUCAUACCGGUCAGACACACCCGCAAGCACGCUACAAACCCCCACCCAGCAUGCCUGACCUGCAUAAGGGCGCAUACAGCAACCGUCUCCUACGACCUACCGCCUUCCUCCCCUCCACCGAGCUCUCCUUCAGCUAUACCGGAGUUAACGUUCUCUUCAGAUGCGCCUUCCUCGGACGUCGGUCUCGAAAGCCCUCUCACACCUAUCGCCUCGGAUGGUGAAGAGGCGGAAAUCGAGGCCUACCUCAACCACCACUCCUCGGCUGUCGGCACAGCACGCAUAUACCCACCCCCUCGCAAGCACGUCCCCAGGUCGAUCAAACAGUCCGCGAGAACAGACGCAUAUACCCAUCUCGGCAGCACAGGAGUGCCUUCGACGACCCCGGGCAACGACUUCGAGGAGAUCCUCUCGUUCACUCCGAGUCCCAGUCCAGAGCCUGACGGUCUGCAUGGUCAAGACCUUUCCACCGCUCCCCGGGCCCGCAAGAAACGCAAGCGAGUCCGGUUCUCCGAACAGACUAUGACUUUCCUCGUCGAUCCGUUCCGCUCUGAUCAUCGCUUCUCCUACGACGCCGAGCCCAUCCAGGAAGGUGCUGGCCCUCAUGCCGAGACUUCUUCGUGCUCCUUCUCCAGUUUUGCUCUGGUCCCUGUGCCUGCUGAGGCUUUGUCUGCGUCUACUGCCGUUUCUACGUCUGAGGAAGCCUCUACUCCGACCUCUGGUCCUACGGUUCUCACGUCUACUCCUUCUGCCUCGGCGACGGCUGAGAAAGCUGGGGCUUCCACUUCUGGCUCGUCUGCUCCAGUGUCUACUCCCGCUGUUAUGGUGCCUGGAUCUGCCGGGUCUGCUAUACACUACCCUAGGCUCCAAAUGAACUUUAUACUUGCUAUGCCUGAUGCUGCUUCAUCGACGACCAAAACCAUAUCUCCCGCUUCCGGCCCUGUCGUCCCGCCCUUCACUCCUGCCGCUGCUCCGAGCGUGCCCAUUGCUCCCAAGGAUGUCAUCAUACCUGCUACUGCGUUUACUGAUGAAUCAUCUCCGCCUCAUUCUGAGUUGCACGUUCCUCCUGCUGUCGGAUCUAUCCCUGGGGCCACUCCUUUCUCGUCCUCGGGUCCGCAUAAUCAACCUCUGCACGACGCCUCCCCUGCUCUUGCGACCAAUGACAUGUCGGAAGCUUCUCGCCUCGUUUUCGACCAGCAGUCCGUCUUAUCACCUAUACCGUUUAGGCUACCUCCGUCUCCACUCUCCAUAUACGCCGACGCUUCUAAGGCUGCAGAAGUACUUCCGUUGUCAGGAACGAAUGGUUCGCACGCAGCAUCCUUCGCAAUUGCUGCCCGGGAAGAGGAAGAAGAGCAGGAGGUACGCGCAGCUCAGGAGGAGGAAGAGGAAGAGGAAGAGGAGGUCCUGAAUGAACGUAACAUCGGCCUCCUCCCAGGUUCAUCUGCAACCGUACCCUAUCUCGACGACACGGCGAUUCCUGCACCUCCAGCAAAUGUAACCGAAACCGUGGUACAAGCGGACACUACGACCCAGACCAUGAUUGUGCGAGCCAGGGAGGAAGACGAAGACUCGCGUAUGGACGUUGACGAGGUCAACCACCCGGCGAUGUACAUUGACAAGGAAACAACGCAAGCUGUCGAUCAGAUCAACCCUUCAGCGACAAUCAUCGGCCCUCAGGAGGCGGCCGAACCCUUGUCUCUCAUAGAAUCGGAUGAUGAAGAGCCACUCGCUGUGAUACUGGCUCGACAACGCGUCGUCAAGAUAGAGCGGGAAGAAGUAAACCUGUACAAGACAGAUAAGGGCAAGAAGCGAUCUGCACCCAAGAAGUCCCAACGAAAGGUCAAGGAAGAGAUCAUAGAGGCUGCGGUUUCGCAAGCCGUUGCCCGCGCGGUGAAGCUCAAGAGGAAACGAAAGGCCCCGCCGGCUGAAGAUGCCCUCCUAGUCGAGGCAACAGCGUCGUCUGUAGUAUCCGAUCAGGCCAAACCAGCGACCGCUACAGCAAAGGUGCAGAGGAAACGCGCGAAGAAGAUACGAGUGAAGACAGAGCAAGACGCCGUUGCCGUUCCCGAUGAUAGCGAAGGACGUAGUAGCGCACCUGUGAAGAGAAAGAGGGUUCGCGUAAAGACUGAGUCAUCCGCUGCAGACAACCCGCCAACGACGCAAGUCAAACGUACGCGACGUGCUGGGAAGAAAGCAGCGUCGGACGGAGCUCAGGAAACGCCGAAGGUCUCGACGACAUCCAGAGCCCGUGUUGCUGGACAUGGGCCGGAGGAUGCUAACGCUGCAAGCUCGCGGCCUUCCGUGCAGGCUGCUCCGCUCUAUGUCGAGAGUGACACGCCUCUCAUGUUCGCAACUGUCUAUGGGCCUCAGUCCUAUGUCUUGGGAACAUGUUCGAGCGCGGCUCUGGCCAGCAUGGGCAUUGUCUUCUCUGGCGGUAUUCAAUGGAUGGAAGACGAGUUCGAAUCCAUGGAGCUUAGCGCUUUCUGCUGGAUGAAACCGGUACGUACUGGGCCUACGAAGUCCACUACGGCUAACGAUUCCUUGACAUAGCUAACGGAUGUCUGCCGAGCGGAACCCGGUCGGUCGUCCCGCUGUGGCCUUUACUUGAAUGACUGACGACCCCCUGGUCAAUUCGGGACCCUGCAGAGACCUCCAAAAGCCUGGCAGCUUGCUCUGAUUGGACUCUCAACCCUCUCACCUAUCUCUACGUCGACCUCGGCUUACCGGAGUCUCUUCAAAGCGCGUACGCUAUGCCCAACCGGGUGCACGAAGGCUGGAUCGAUGCUAGUCAAGAAAUCAAUCGCGCUCUCGGAUUGCCGCAAUGAGGGUCGUGUGUAUUACUAGUGUCACUUGCAAUCACUUGCAAACGUGUCCCAUACUUCACUGCGUUACGGCCUUGUCGUUGCUCUCCGAACUCGAGAUCGUCACAUUAAUGUUACAAGUGCCAAUACUAC